Messenger RNA from Musa acuminata subsp. malaccensis (wild Malaysian banana), 2009 nucleotides. RefSeq lists its product as uncharacterized. The record is from RefSeq and is a predicted model, not a curated record. NCBI's taxonomy places the organism in Eukaryota, Viridiplantae, Streptophyta, Magnoliopsida, Zingiberales, Musaceae.
ACUCCUCCAGCCCAAGGCGAUGUGAGGAAGAGAAGGAAGGGGGAGCGGUGUUCCGUAGCAAACGGAGGAAUAGGAGGAGGGCAUCCCACAUGGGAUUCCCCUGCAAGCUGUUAACGCUCCCACGCGCGCCUUUUAGCAGGAAUCUGAGAAAGAGUAAAGGGUCCAUAAGCUUCCAGGGUUGAUCUUAUACUCUCUUUAGGCUGAUCAGGUCCAGUACAGGUUUGAAGGAACUAACAAACUUCAACAACAAAUUAUAGCUUGUUAAUCAAAUUUAUAUGGCUGAAAGGGAGAUUGCAGUUACAAAAGAAGCUCUUCAUCAAUAUAUCAUUAUAAGAAAACUUCAUAUGGAGCUAGACGAGGAAAGAGAAGCUUCUGCAACUGCAGCAAGUGAAGCUUUAUCCAUGAUUCUGAAGCUUCAGAGAGAAAAGGCAGUGGAGAAGAUGGAAGCACGCCAAUACAAGAGAAUGGCAGAGGAAAAAUUGCAUUAUGCAGAACAAUGCUUGAUUAUUCUUGAGGAAGAAAUGCAACGGAAGGGAAUUGAGAAUUCAAUCCUUAAGCACCAACUUCAGUUGUAUAAGAGCAGGUUAUUGAGUAUUGGCAUCAGCGAUUUUGAACUUGGAGAUGUUGUAACAUGUGCAGAUAUGUCAUGCGGAGAUGGUGCUUUUCUGGAGAAGACUAACCUUCAUGGCCGUAUGAGAAGGAACUUCUCUUUGCCUUCGUUAAAGUUGGGUAGAUUGUAUAGUGAGAUCGAUAGAAUUGAUAAUAAUCCCUUACUGCCUUCAUGGCAUUCAACCUGGAAAAUUUUUGGUGACUGUACAGACCAUCUCAGUGACAAGAAUAAGAAAUUUUCACAUUUGUUUCAGGAAUCGGCAACUGAUGAUCAUAAUUCUGAAGAAGCAAAUAGAAGAGGAAACCAUGAUUCAAGUCCAGGAAGAAUGGGGCAACAAACAACUAGUGACAGCUCACGCAGUUCGGGAGAAGAUUCUUCGUCUUGUUCAUGGUAUUCAGCUGUGACCGGCGAUGCUUCUUGUCAUUCAAAACCUGGGACUAAGAUCCAUCUGGAUGCUGAAUGUGUUGUAAAUUCACCUUUUCAAGCUGAAGAACAAGUGAAUACCACAGAGUCUGCUGAGCUUAGCGUUUCAUAUAAUCAAACUGAAUCAGGGAAAAAUUUGGCGUGUGUCCAUGACAUAUUUGAAGUUCCAGAAAGUGAUAAAUAUCAUGUUAGUAGUGAGCCUGUGGAGCAUUUCUUGGAAGAGUCUAUAAAAGAAACUAUGACUUAUGGUGUCUGUGAAGACUUCAUGCCACAAGAAACAGUAGAAUUUCUUUACAGAGAUAAUUACUGGUUAGACAGGGAAUUCACAUGUUCACACCAUGGUAGCCAAAUUUCUUCACCAACAUGCGAAUCCAAUAAGAUGUUGACACCCAGGAAAGGAGAAAUGAUGAAUUAUAAUUCGGUUCUUGUGGAUUCUGUAAAUAGAACCUGUAUCAUGAGGAAUGAUUUUGAACAUAUAAAAUGCCAGCUUCAGCAGAUUGAAAAUGAAAAGAUCAUGAAAAUGGAAGAUUCUGAAAGGAAUAGUGAACAGUUGAAGUUGUUGAGGGACAUUUAUGAGAAGCUGAACUCAAUAGAAAGUCACUUGAAAAGUUCCAAGUCCAAGAAGUGUCCUCAGCAUGAUGAGUCUCAGUUAGUCUCUGUUAUUGAGGCAUUCCUAUCAUUUUCAAUUUAGUUAUGUCAAGCUGGUGGGCAUUCUGGCGAUAUUCUUCUAAUCAGAGAUUAGUUCAUACAUGUUGCAGCAAUCCAGAUUACAUGGUUUUAGAGAGUGCUGCUGCUUAUAUUCCCUCCAUCGCCUAAAGGAACACAAUAAAGGGUGGUUCAUAUCUUUCUUUCUCUUUCUUGUUUAUUACUACAAUACUUUAGAUUUUGGACUAAAGAUUAUAAUGGAAGUAUACAUUUUACGUCCAACAUUAAUGUCAUAAUAAGUUUAUAAUUGUUGCCAUGUUUAUACGUCCAU